Molecule: messenger RNA, 2301 nt
Organism: Tripterygium wilfordii
Lineage: Eukaryota; Viridiplantae; Streptophyta; Magnoliopsida; Celastrales; Celastraceae
Product: glycosyltransferase family 92 protein RCOM_0530710-like
Exons: 1
Coding region: 215-1993 (592 amino acids)
Source: RefSeq, a predicted model, not a curated record
UUAUAUCCACAAUUUGACCAAAAUUGAAAUUAAUUCCAAAUCUUUUCAAAUUUGUAUUUUUUAAUUUUAAAAAUCAUCAAAUCGAAUUCGUUAGAAAUUAAACCAAGUAGCACCGAAAUUUCUAUGCAACCCCUUACCGUUGUUCUUCUUCUUCAAAAACGGAAAAAGGGGAAAGAGCUUGUCGUUGAGAAAGAGCUUCCAUGAAUCCUCGUCCAUGGCAACUCCAAAGAAACCUCUCUCUUCACCACCAGGCCUCGCCAAGGGAAAUUUCGUCCUUCUUGUUGAAACCAUGAGUCGCAGAGCCAAUUCAAAGCUCUUUGUCUUCGCCUUCCUCUCUCUCCUCGCCUUCCUCUCCGUCUCCUUCUAUGGAUCACGCGAUGUAAACUACCAGACCGACCUCGAUUUCCCGCCAACCAGACCUAAGAUCACGAAUCCUUCCAGCCACGCGAUAACGAUUACGGAGAAUGUUGAUGAGGAGCUCAGCCGCGGAUUGAAUCGUCGGGUGUCGUCCGUCAAAGAUAGCUCCGUCGAUUCAGUUUCGGUUCUGUUGCCGGAUUGGGAGGUUCUGAUGAUUGUGUCUCCGCGGAGUGUUGUAGAUUCGGGAGAGAGUCUAUGGUGUCUUUACGCGAAUAAUGCUACUUCAAAGGCGAUUUUCGCCGGGGUCUUGCCGUCUACGAACCAGACGACGUUCAAGUGCUUGUUUCCGGAAAGCGCGCGCCGCCGGAAGAUGUUCCUGCAGUCGGUGUUAUUGACUCGAUCUCCGGAGAAGGAAAAGUCUUCGGAGGCGGCGCCAAUGAUGAUCCAGUGGAGUUUCAUGGCAUACGAAUCGUUUUCGACCGAAGACGACGUCGUGUUAUUCGCCAAGGGAAUGAAUAACCGUCAAGGUAUCAACAGGUCUCCAAGCGAGUUCAAUUGCGUGUUCGGCAAUAACGGCGCGAAAACGGCCGUCACUAGCUCCACGCAGGAGGUGUUCCGGUGUCCGCACCCGAACGUAACGGCGUUCGAUUCUGGCGGGGAGGAUGAUGAUAGACACAAAAUCAAAAUCUCCCUCGAAAUUUCUGGAGAAAACCUGCUGGUCCCCUCCGUUGCGUACUACAAUCCCCCGCUCACAAUAGCACUCCCAAGGAGAAAAUCCUUAUUGUGCGCAUGCACAAUGGUCUACAACGUGGCCAAAUUCUUAAGGGAGUGGAUUACUUACCAUUCAAAAAUCGGCGUCGACCGGUUCAUAUUAUACGAUAACAACAGCGACGAUGAUUUGCAGACGAUCGUUAAGGAUCUUAAUCAAGAGGGUUAUGACAUUGAAACUCUGUUAUGGAUUUGGCCAAAGACCCAAGAAGCUGGUUUCUCUCAUGGGGCUGUAUACGCUAACGAUUCGUGUUCUUGGACAAUGUAUGUUGAUGUCGACGAAUUCAUUUUUGGUCCAAAUUGGAAUAAUUCAGAGAACCCAUCAGAUCAAAUGCUCAAGUCCUUGUUACCAUCAUCAUCGGAGCGUCAUCAUCAUCAUCAGAUUGGGCAAGUCUCGUUGAGUUGUAAUGAAUUCGGGCCGUCGGAUCAGAAACAACAUCCAGUUGAGGGAGUGACACAAGGGUAUACGUGUCGGAGACUGGAGGAGAACAGGCACAAAUCUAUUGUUCUGUUGGAUGCAAUUGAUCAUUCGUUGCUUAAUGUGAUUCAUCAUUUUGCGUUGAAGGAGAAUUACAGGAGCAAGCAAGUGAGCAUGGAGGUUGCAUUGGUGAACCAUUACAAGUACCAAGCGUGGCCGGAGUUUAAGUCCAAGUUCAGGAGGAGGGUAUCGGCUUAUGUGGUGGAUUGGACAAAAGCCACGAACCCCAAGUCAAAGGACCGGACUCCGGGAUUGGGGUUUGAGGCCAUUGAGCCUCAAGGGUGGGCUCACAAGUUUUGUGAAGUUAGAGAUGAAAGGUUGAAGAAUUUGACACAAACAUGGUUUGGGAAUAAAACUUCUAAUGGGCUUAAGAUGGCUUGGCAAAGGUGAGGUGAAUAUUCAAGAUGGCUUUUACACAAAUAGGACAUUGAUUGGGAGGGUCAAAAAACAAAGGUGACCCUGUUUUCACAAUUUUAUUAAUACAUAUUACUGUUUGUUAAUAUAGGUUGGUGAGGUUGGGGGAUUGGGAGUCUGGGACUUAAUUCUUUAAGUGGUGCUUUAGGAAUUUGUCAUGUCCUUUUUUGGUGCUUUAUUUUUUUUAGGUAAGAUUGUUAGAAGAGAAAGGGAUUAUUUCUUUCUUCCUUUCUUGUAAUGCAACUCUUUUUAGGUUUAAUUUUGCCGAUUGGAAUACUUUAUCA